This is a messenger RNA of Dujonia railenensis, 987 nucleotides long. The record is from the annotation of a GenBank genome assembly. NCBI's taxonomy places the organism in Eukaryota, Fungi, Ascomycota, Pichiomycetes, Serinales, Debaryomycetaceae.
AUGGUCAGCGUAUUAUACGAAACACUCAGAGAUUUCUGGCCACCAGCUCCAAAGUACUUGCCAGAACAGUACCCAGAUUUGACUGGAAAAACUGUAGCCAUCACUGGGACUUCUGCUGGUAUUGGGUUUCAGACUACUAAAUUAUUAUUAAAGCAGAAUGCUACAGUUUUUACUUUCAACAGAAAUCCUACCAAGACUUCUGAAUCUUUCGAACAGUUGAUUAAAGAGAUCUCUGAAGAAACGAAGGCUAAUCCUCAAGACAUAAGUGCAAGGUUGCACUCUGUCAUCAUUGAUUUGAGCGAUUUGACUACUAUAAAGUCGGUGCAAAGCCAAUUGAAAAAUUUGAAUUUGACGAAACUUGAUUAUACAAUCUUCAAUGCAGGUGUGAUGACACCUCCAAAUGGUUCGAAAAGUGCCCAAGGUUAUGAAUUACAGAUCGGUACAAAUGUAUUGGGACAUCAUUUACUUGUAAAGUUUCUUCAGCCAUAUAUAAUAAGAGCAGUCAGUCCUAAUUUUCAACCUCGUGUUAUUUGGUUGACAUCUGCAGCCCAUCUUCACUCUCAUCCUAAUGGGGGAAUCAAAUUUGAUUCUUUCCACAACGCUGACAAAAGUUCUUCUGGAGCUGUAUACGGCCAAUCAAAAACCGGAAAUAUUUACCAAGCAGCAAUCUAUGGCCAAAAAUAUAAAGCUAAAGGCAUCAUUAGUUUGGCUGUACAUCCAGGUUAUUUAGCUUCCGACUUGGCAAGGUCUUUACCUUCUGUUGUCCAAAAGGUUAUGGGGUUAUUAUUGUCCCCUCCAGUCUAUGGAUCGUACACUGAAUUAUUUGCAACUUUACAUCCAGGGAUUACUGUUGAGCAAAAUGGUAGUUAUAUUGGUCCUUGGGGAAACUUCAGGUCUUUGAGAGAAGAUAUCAAAGAAGGUUUAACAAAUGGUACGGCUCAAAAAUUGUGGGACUGGGCAGAUGAGCAAGUUGAGCCAUUUCUUUAG